Rhipicephalus sanguineus (brown dog tick) is the source of this 967-nucleotide messenger RNA. RefSeq lists its product as uncharacterized. The transcript has 5 exons. NCBI's taxonomy places the organism in Eukaryota, Metazoa, Arthropoda, Arachnida, Ixodida, Ixodidae. The record is from RefSeq and is a predicted model, not a curated record. Bases 324 to 695 code for a protein of 123 amino acids.
ACUGAAAAACCAUUUACCUUGUCUCGUAUAAAUUUUUCUUCAAGAUAAGUCAUUAUUUUUAAACUAUUUUGCCCAAUAACAUGCAUUCUCUAACAAUUUCAAACGGCGACGUUUUCUUUUUUUUUUCACGAACAACAAUUCAAGCUAGAUCCAUCCAUAGCCGAAGCCAGAUGUUGUUUGCCUUUGUUUGCGCGCGUCUCGCGUGUGUUCUCGUCCACAAGAAGCUUCAAGGUAAAAGCAUUAAAUUUACGUAAGGAAGCUUCGUUCCUCGUUUGUGCGGUGUGCAAAGAUUGCGCGCAAUUCCCGCUGUUCUUGGAGUGCCGAUGAAGUACGAGUCGUUCAAGAAAUCAACGAAAUGUGCGGGCGCUCGAAUGACUCCAUGGCUGACGCCCGUGGCCACCUUCUACACGCCAGUGCGAAAGAAACUAAAGCACUGUGGAGGCUGCAGGGCGGCUUUGCCAGUAGGAAGGGCGGAAAUUCCUGAAGAUGUGUUCAUCCAUGCUGCAUCAGCUGCUUGGUGUUUUCAUGGCAUCUCUGCACACGUGUUGGGCGAAUGGUUUACCUACCCGGUAGCUGUUGAUCAUAAGCAGAAAACCAGAAGCGGCAGUGGUCUCCAGAAGAGACCCAAGGACCCCAAGCUCUCUGUGACACAAACAGGAAGGGCACUGUGGUGCAUUGAAAACCUGUGCCAGUAGUGCAUUACCAGUGCACUAUGCUGCUGUUUCAUCAAGGAGAAAGGAGGUGACCACCCCCAGAGGAACUUCAUGCUCUACAGUAUGCUUUUGAAUGCCACAUGGAGAAGUGUGGAAGGCGUUCCUCCAUGGCAGAGCGGUGACCGGGGCGUGAGCUGACACCUGGCAGACAAGCUGGAUGUCAUUGCAACUGGUGGCGGAAGGAGAAGACGACAAGAUGCUCGUGUGGUUGUGCGUGCCAGGACUUGAUUGCGUUUUUUCUCAGACUAUUUUAC